GAAGGGUUAAAGGCGGCGAACGAGCACAAAAAGGACGAAAAAAAUCUCCCGAAUCACCGAAAAGCGACCGCCGGGAAGCGGCUUAAAUUUACAUUUUCACAUCCCCUUCGCAACCCUCCUUGGAGUCGCCGGUAACGGCGAGCAAACCGCGCCCGUACAACACGAAACACGUAAAGAAUGGUGCGGUCGAAGCAACUCGUGUGGCCAUCCGUGGCCCUCUUGUUUGGCCUUGCGGCCCAAACCAACGGGACCAAAUCGCAGGUUGUCGAACUGGACGAAUCCAACUGGGACCGUAUGCUGACGGACGAAUGGCUUGUUGAGUUCUACGCACCAUGGUGCCCGGCGUGCAAGAGCCUGGCGCCCAUCUGGGACGAUCUGUCGACCUGGUCGGAUGAUUUGAACAUCAAGACGGGCAAGGUGGACGUGACGUCAUCACCCGGACUGAGCGGCCGGUUCUUCGUGACGGCACUGCCAACGAUUUUCCACGUAAUCAACGGUGAAUUCCGCCAGUACAAGGGACCGCGCGAUCUCAACUCCUUCAUGACGUUCGUCGAGGAGAAGAAGUGGAAAUCGCUCGAGCUCGUUUCGGCCUGGCGCAAUCCGGACUCGAUUCAGAUGUCACUUGUGUCGCAGUUCUUCAAGCUUUCACACUUCCUGAAAGUAAGUAAAGACCGUUUUCGGGAACUUAACACAAUGCUGCUGAAGGACUACGGUCUGCCCGUCUGGGGAUCCUACGCGCUGUUCGGUAUCGGAACUAUCCUGCUGGGCGCUAUUUUCGGACUCUUUCUGGUGUGCAUCAUCGACUGCCUGUUCCCACCGAAGUCUGGUCAACGGCAAAGCUUCUCCGAGCACAAGCAGAAGGUACGGGCCGAAAAGGUACCGGAAGAACUGCGCGGUGACGAGCUGGUUGAUGAGAACGAAGAGAAACGGCUGGUGGAAGACGCGACGCAGGAAGACGACGAAGAGGAAGAGGAUGACGAUGAGGCUGAGAAGGAUACGUCGGAAGGCGAAAAGUACUCGGGCAGUGAUGAUUCCGCUUCCGAUGACGAAGUCGAACCCGUGGAAGAAGAAGCCGAAGCACCACCGGCAGAACCCGUACCAGAGAAACCGGCAGCCCAGGAUGCGAAGAAGGAAAAGACCAACACCACCAGCCCAGACAUACGGAAACGCAAGCCGAGAAAGGCUGACUAAACCGCGAACUGACUGCACUUUUCUGGUUUUUCCACUUUUUUUUACUACUCCUCCAUUUAUCGUUUCCUCAAAUUUUUGUGCAUUUAAACCAUACUAUUCCAAUACUUUUCACAUUCUUCUUCUUUACUGCGUUUCCUGUUAUAUGCUUAAACACCACGCUUGUUUUCCACCAAAAAGUAAGGAUCGACCGUUUUGGCGCUGAAGGCGUUUGUCUUGUGUACAUUUAGCUACUAACGGAAGGAACCCAGCGAAGGGUGGGCAAGUGUAGGGCUGUGCGUGCGAGCUAGGCUAGAGAAGAAGAUCGUAACUCUCUGACGUGGCACCUUUGGGGUGGGUACUUUGCGAUCAAAAAAGCGAUUUGAUAAAAAGGCUCGAACGAACUUUUAAAAUCUCGAACGUGUUUGACUGGCAAUUGGUAAACCAUGCUGAUCGGAGAGGAGAACGCGGGGAUGGAAAGGAUAACGAAGGACGACCGAGCGAAUGGGAGCCGACGAUAGGAUAAGUUAAUGCGUAAAGCUAAUAAAGUAACGACACGAUAAA
Anopheles aquasalis is the source of this 1731-nucleotide messenger RNA. RefSeq names its product thioredoxin-related transmembrane protein 1. The record is from RefSeq and is a predicted model, not a curated record. Gene Ontology annotation, cellular component: endomembrane system. Lineage: Eukaryota; Metazoa; Arthropoda; Insecta; Diptera; Culicidae. Gene Ontology annotation, molecular function: disulfide oxidoreductase activity.